UUGCAAUCUGAACGACAGCUCUUUUUCGACGAUUCGAUCUCGACUACUUCCACUUUUCAACACCGGGUCUGCAAACCUGCGACACCUCUCCUCGCUUUCUAUAUCGCUCACAACCGGGCAGGGACAACCCAUCCAUCUCGAUUCAAGAUGCCCUUCAUACACCCUGACUCGCCGAGCGUAGCCUCUCAGAGGAGUUCCAGUCCAGACGAGUUCUUGACGUUCGACGUCGAUCUUAAAAAGGCUAUCGUCAACGGACACCAUCAGGAAGAACCCGAGCCGGUCGGACUCGCUCCUGGUUCAAAUCUGACGAGGGAACGGGCGGGAUCCUCUUCGGGGUCCUCGACGAUACCCAGGACAAAUCAGGGAACGUCGGACGUGUUCGACAGCCCGUCCUCGAACAAGACGACGAAGCAGACCGGAUUGCCACCCAAGCCAUCGACAGUCGUUGCCAAGGAUCACGCCUUUGAAGGUCUCCCUUUCACCGCACCCCCUGCGGCAUCAGCAUCAUCAUCAUCUUCAUCAGCAUCAUCUAAUAACCCCGGCUCCGCCCGACAAUCUCGCAGUAAACCCAUCAAGUCGACGCCGUUGACGAGCAGUACGAGCGUUUUCGCUGCACAGUGCUUGCCCUCGGUCAGGUCGCCGCCCAAGAGACACACCCUCGCCCUCGAACCAGACGAAGUGACCGAUAUCACCGGACUCACUGGAGCCCAAUACACCCCACCCAUCGCAUCGAUCGAUUCGAUGACGGCGGCUUCUAUCAACGGCUCGAACGCGGAUGGCAUCAACCGACUGUCCAACGUUUCUUUCCGCCACAACGACUCGUAUGACCUGAAUGUCAUGAAGAACCGAAGACCGAGGUUGUUUGGCUUCACCGAGAUGGUGCCGGACAGUCCGGAUGAGAGUUCAGCCUCGGCGAGCACGUCGAGGACGGUUUCGAGAGAGGCGAGCCCGACGAGACAGGGCUCGAUGGAGCUUAUUCCGAGGACGAAACGGUUCAACGGGUCGUUGGAAAAGACGAUCAGCACCACGCCUAGAGGAAGGUCACGGAAUACUGAACAGGACGUGGACAAGGUGGACACGACGCCGAUCGGGGCGACCAAGGUGGACACACCGCCGGAAGAGAAGAAGAAGGAUCUAUCGACAAUCGUGCCGAGAAAAGCAGUCGCCGUGGUUGAACCCGCUGCUACCGCUGCGGUCCCGCCUGCGCCUGCCGUUACCCUGACGAGAAAGGCGAGCUUGACGAGAUCACAAUCCGAAGUCGGGCUGCGACAGCUCGCUCCCGUAAAACCUAUCCGGCCCGGUCCUCUCGGUAGCCGAACCUCGGCGCAACGAAACGAAUCGGCGUUGAAGCUCGAUCUGAACGGGAUCCGGGAGACGGCCGAUAGGGGUCUCACCAGUGCACCGCUAUCGAGUCUGAACGGGCCCUAUAGUCCCGCGACGGCUUUGCUGAGGAAGAAAUCGGGCGAGGUGGUCAAGCCGGCUCUCAAGGCUGUCAGCUCGUACGGCGACAUCACUCAGCUCGAUGCGCCUCUGAGUUCCGCUCGAAGCGUACCUACGACACCGGGCGCCCCCAAGUACGUUCAUUUCGACACACAGCUCGAGCGGGUCAAGUUGUUCUUGCACGACCAGAAACCUCUGGUGGUCAGCCGGAACGGUAGUCCGGCCGAUUGCACAACUUCCGAGGGCGAAGAAUACCCGUUCCCACACACCGACGAGGAGGACGAUGGAGAGAGCUUGUUGCAAAUCAAGCUUCCCAACUUUCCUACCGUACAGCCUCACGAUGCCGACAUCUUCCUCGAGUCCAUCUUUCUCGAUGAAGACAGGAAGAACCUCAAGGGGAUCAUACGUGUGCGCAACAUUGCCUUUGAGAAAUGGGUUGCCGUCAGGUUCACUCUGGAUUGGUGGCAGACGACAAAUGAAACGUCGGCUACCUACAAGGAUUCGGUGCAGGGCGGGGCGUUCGAUCGGUUCCAGUUCUCGCUCAAGCUGCAAGACAUGAUGAACAAGAUCGAGGAGAAGAACUUGUUCAUCUGUCUGAGGUACAUGGCUGGAAGUAAAGAAAUCUGGGACAAUAACGGCGGCAGCAAUUACCACGUCACGUUCACGAAGGUACCCAUCAACCGUAGGCCCCAGAUGAUCGCUUCUCGGCCCAGCGCUUCGAACGGUGUCGGCAUGAUCUCGCCAGGUAUGGGCCGGGCUAUCGGUGGACGAACGUCGCAAUGGGAUCUGGCAGGGAAGCGACAGGACAGGAUGGCCGAUCUGAAGAUGCAUCUGGAUAGGCUCUCGGCCGGGGAUGAAGGGCCCAAGGUGGGAGGGGCGCGUUUCAGCAACGGUGUUAGGUCUUCGCCCUCCCGCCAGUCGGACCGUCUGCCCAGCCCCCGACUUCGUGAUGGCGGACCCAGUAGUCCUCAACCUAUGUUCUCGCCUUUGGCGGGACGGUACGACUUUGGCGCUUCCCUGAGCAAUGCCAGGGGCGGCAAAUCCAGGUCGCCCAGCGGUCGACACGCCGAAUUGCCCGGUUCUCCUGGUGGAAUCAAGUUCGCUUCCAACGCCGCAACUGGGCCUAGCAUGGAGUUCUAUUCGCCCCAGCUGUCCAACGUCGAUCUGCCCUCGCUGGUCCGACCGGAAAUGCCCUCGUCUGCCGCUUCGGACCGAACCGUCACCCAAUCCAGUCUCCACCUAGACACCCUGCCUCCUCCCGUCCUUCAGGUGCAAGAACCAUCACCUCCCGUCGACUACUUUAGCUCGAUGGCUCCGGCUCAGACUGCCGGUCCCAAGCGCAAAAACACUGGCGUGCCGCAUACUGGACUCCCCAGGCAAUACAGCGAGCCACCCUUCCCUGUCAACGGACUCCGCUUUUACGAUACCUCAUUCGAUGACAACGGGGCCGAGGCUGACGACAAUGCGCUGGGUUUGAGGGGUGAUAAUGCCAUGGAGGGUUCGCCACCAUCGAUGGCCAGCUCGGUUGAUUCGAGUGCAUCGGAUUCUCCGAACAGCCCAGUUGAUCGCGAUCUGCCCGCGCAUCGAUCGUCUAGCGUUGACGAUAUCGCAAACAUGUCGUACAAGACGAUUCUCGAACAAUUUUGUUGGGCUGGAGACGAAAAGACUGCGUCUCCAUUCGGACAUCUCGAGGAACGUCGAACCCAUUCAACUAGCGAUGUCAACAAAUACCUUGUCAAUCACUUCGAAACAAUCCAACCGGAACAGCCCGUGGCCGAGACCAAACCGGUUUCCCGUUUCUCGGGCAAUGCCCAGAACAUUUUCAAACCCAGGAAGAGAACGACUCCUCCAGGAUCGAAGAGAAACAGUCCACCUGGGUCUGUCAAGAAGAGUACUGUCCGAUUGGCGGCAGUUUAAGCUUGUUAUAGAUGCGAAGAUCUCGGAAUUACGUGGCACGACACGAGGCGCCUAAAGGAAGGAAAAUAAUUGCCUUGCUUGCUUGGUGCUAGCUCACAUUCUCAAUCAAUGUAAACCUGUCUACUGUAUCGAAUAUAUCGCAUUACGUGUAGUUCUCAAUCCACUCCCGAUACGAUCUAGCAACAAACCGUUCGGCG
Filobasidium floriforme is the source of this 3554-nucleotide messenger RNA. RefSeq names its product putative phosphatase regulatory subunit-domain-containing protein. Gene Ontology annotation, molecular function: glycogen binding; protein phosphatase 1 binding. The record is from RefSeq and is a predicted model, not a curated record. Gene Ontology annotation, biological process: regulation of glycogen biosynthetic process. Gene Ontology annotation, cellular component: protein phosphatase type 1 complex. Lineage: Eukaryota; Fungi; Basidiomycota; Tremellomycetes; Filobasidiales; Filobasidiaceae. The coding region runs from base 148 to 3357 and encodes 1069 amino acids. The transcript is spliced from 3 exons.